Molecule: messenger RNA, 3253 nt
Organism: Brassica napus (rape)
Lineage: Eukaryota; Viridiplantae; Streptophyta; Magnoliopsida; Brassicales; Brassicaceae
Exons: 2
Coding region: 1403-2917 (504 amino acids)
Source: RefSeq, a predicted model, not a curated record
GAAAUAAGUUAUUUAGAAAAUCUAUUAUUUAGACCAUAUAUCGUUGUCACCAAUAAGACUUGUGGUUCUGGUGCUGUUUCUAGCUCUGUGCAUAGAAACAAAUGAAUCUAAUUUUUUUAAAACAAAUUAGCAUAUGGAAGGAAAUGGUAUUCACAUCUUGUAAUGAGUAGUCGUCAUGCGUUACAAACCAAAUAUGGGUCAACUUUUUAGACUUGUAGGCCCUUUUCUUGAAUAAUUUUUUUUGUGUCCACAGUAAAAUAGUUGUCUACAAAAAAUUUGGGUGACUAAUGAUAAAGUUUUUUUUUUUUGAAAAAGGACUAAUGAUAAAAUUAUAAACAUUAUUUGAAAGUUUAAAUUAUAUGGAGCCCUGCGCAAAAUGUAGUUUUGCGUUUAUAUUUAUGUCUACAUGUUCAAAAUAACAUUUUCAUAGUACGUAAUAUUGUACUAUGAACAAACAUCGAUUGUAUCUGAUCGACCCACGAUAACGUGAACUUUAAGGUUCCACUUUUGUAUUAAAGUAUUGGUCUUAUGAUUUUCUAGUUAUUUCAUUUCCUUUAUUGAAUUUAUAAUAAUAACUGCCAGCUUCAUCAUCAUCAUCACAAAUAUUUACAACCAUUAUCUCUCUCUCUUUCUUGGAUCAUCACACAUCCAUACAAAGACUAAAGACGAAGGUACUAAUUGGCUUAAUGACAUGCAGAGAAAUUCUCCAUAAGAUGAAGAGGCAAAAGCAAGAAGUGGAAAAACAUCAGUGUUGGGUAUGGGCCUAGCCUUCCCAAAAGCCCCGUAAGACAAUUACCCAGACACAUGAUUACAACAAAGAAGAUCGGCUCGUCGACUUGAAAGCCGGCGUUCGGCUCGGCUCCAGACUACUUUUAGUCGAUGAGAUGAUUGACUGAACAUCAUCGGCUCGCCGACCUGACACAACGGCCCGAUGAGUCGGCCCAAUUACUCGAGGAGGCCCAUCGAGACAAGACACAUUAGGUCAACGAGCGUUCACCUAUAAAAGGAGGAGACAAGGCAACAAGGAGGGGAUCCGCAAAUUACUACACUCACUUUCGGCUAGAAUUAGGGUUUUACAUCUUAGAUCUCGCCGACUUGUGCGGUCCGACGAAUUUGUCUUCGCCGGACUUUUUCCUCUGUUCUCUUCCCCUUUUGUAACUCGGUUUCGACUCACUGAUCUAAUAAAACACGUCUUUGUCUUGACCCACCGACGAGAACUCGUCUCUUCUCUUUACUAGUUUAUUGACAGUCUCAGUUUAAACAGUUGGCGCCCACCGUGGGGCAGACAGAGUAGCGUCAGCAAAAGAUCGUGACUCGACCCGACUCAUCGUCCGACGACGAGUCGCCUGUGACCGAAGGCGCUCCAACAGCAGCGCCCUUUGUAGAAACCAUACUCGAGAGGAUGGCGCAGCAAGACGCCGCCCAAAAGGCGACGACCGAGCAACUCGCCGCCAUUCUAGCUCUGCUGGCCGGAGGCUCAGGAGAUCCGGCUACGACGGUCCGAAAACAACUGUUCGACACUUACCGAACAGCCAGUGCCGGAAACCCCGCAAACACGAGUGCCGUACAGGUCCAAACUCCCGGCGGCGUCGACCUCGUUACCGUCCGGGAACUCGCUGAGCUUAAGCAAUCAGUCCUGGACAUGAAAGACCGGAUGCUCGAAGGACCUACUUCAGCGCCGCUGAUCGAACGUGUCCUCGCCGAAACCCUAAAAACCCCAUUUUCCCGGAAGAUCACCGACGUACGUUACCGGCCGACCGAGAAAAUUCGCCUUCCGACUUACGCCGGAAAGGUGGACCCAACCGACCACAUCACUGCUUUCAACAUCACGAUGGGUCGAACCAACUUCUCUGAGGAAGAAAGAGACGCUGGCUACUGUCGUCUCUUCGUGGAAAGUCUUCAAGGACCAGCUCUCGGAUGGUUCACUGGAUUGGAGCGCGACUCCAUCAACGAUUUCCACGAUCUGACGACUGCGUUCCUCAAGCACUACAUCAUGUUUACAAGACAAGGAGCAACUCUGUCCGAUUUAUGGAAUCUAUCUCAAGGAUCGAGCCAAAGCCUCCGCGACUUCAUGGAAAAAUUCAAAGCAGUCGCUUCGAAAGUCCAAGUCCCCGACAGCGUUGCCGUCGACGCACUGAUGAACACUCUCUAUUUCAAGUCCUUGUUUCGCGAGGAUCUUUACAGAAAUCCAACCACUUCGCUCCAGGACGCAAUCGCCAGGUCAAACAACUUCAUUCGAAUGGAAGAAGACACAGCGGCGAUACUUAAGAAACUGAACACGACAACCAAACCGGCAACUGUCCCCAAAGCUCCCGAGGCACGCCAGGAACCUCGUCAGCACGUCUCAGGCAGUAAACCUAACCAGCCGAAAAGUUUCGUCUACGUGGUUGAAGACAAAAACGCGUCCCCACAGCCCACUGUCGUUGUACGCGAAAAAGGUUGGAAUGUCUGGGAAAACGACGAAAAGCCGCAAACCUCUUCGACACCUCCGGCGUCAAUUCCUGGACCAGCUGAGCCAAACAUGUGGUGUAGCUUCCACAAGUCUAAGGCACAUGAUACAAGGGACUGCAGGUAUUUGUUAGACGCCCUCUUCUUGUCGUACGAAAAGGGAACGUCAAACGUCGAAAUCCCUAAGCCUAGGCCCAACGGCACCAAGAGCUGGAGCAAAAACAAAGAAAAGAAAACUCACAAGAAUCAGGAUAAGUCUAGAAACCGGCCGAAGCAUACUGAGGAUGACAAGCCAGAAGAGCAUGAAGAAGAAGACGGCGAUGCACAAGUCGACGAGGAGCAACCGUGUAAUCGUCGACGUGUACAAGUCAUCCUCGCACGACCCAGUUCCUCCUCAGAUGAAGAAGAGGAUAAACAUGUCCAUGACUCACGCGAGUAUUCCAGCAAACGAACAAACGAGAGCAUAUAGGAUCAGACAGGUCAAACGACUUAAGAAACAAGCUCAGGCAAAAGUCGCAGACAUCUGAUCGUGCAUACGACUCACACGGAGAUCUCCGCUCAAUCAUCAAAAAAUCCAAGGCUAGGAAAAUCGAGGACUCGAGUGCCCGAUCCCGUCUCAGGCCACGAGUCAUCGAUCUUCGUGAGAAGACCUCAGAAUCAAGCUCAACCGACCAAAACAUUCAGACUUACGACGAAGAAUCGAGGAGGCGAGGUCCAAGAAUGAGGACGGACACAAAUCUGUUGUCGAGGACUCACCCGUUGUCGAGGACUCGCCCAACGUCAAAAAUUCACCUAUCAUCGAAGA